AUUAAUUAAAUUAUUAGUUCCAAUGGAGAGGUUUCGUUUGUGUUAUCUGGGAGAUGUACUUCUCUCGUUAUCGACAACAUCGCUACAGCUAAUGGUGCUUUACUUAAAGUGCGCUCUCCAAAAAUGGAAAAUCGAAUUGUAUCGAUGGUGUCUUUUUCAGGUUUCUGGAUGCAGUUACACAAGUAAAUUUUAAUAAUGUUUUAUAUUAGGGAGAAUAUUCAGGGAGAAUUCUAAGUUAAUCACAAGUCGUGGAAAAAAUAACUUAUCUAUCUGUCUACAUUUCAAGCAUGUACAUAUUUCAACGGAUGGUGAAGACAGAGUGACAUGCGGUACCAAGAAUGCAAAAUGCAAUUCAAUUAAGUACGCCAUUUCCCACAUUGUCAAGAACGGAGAUGUUAUUGAGCUGGAAGGUGGGACGUCAAAACAACCUGUUUUCUUCAUCAAAAACACAAUUCUCGUAUCAAUAGAUUUAUCAAUUAUUGGGUCUGCUGAAAGCAGUUUCCAUCCUGUUGUUACAAGCUAAAAUGCCACCACAUAUAUGUUUAUGUCAACAGGAAAAUUUCACUGCGAAUCUACGUUUUCUGGAAUUUAAAAACAUUAAUCUUAUUCAAAUUGAAAGUCAUAACAUCUUUUGCAACAUUACAUUAUGGGAUACAUUGGUUUUUCAGUCAGAAGUUAUGCGAAAUCGGGCAUUUAUUAGCAUUUACGAUAGUUCCCGUUCUAAUUUCAGUCAUAAAGGCUCUAACUAUACGACUGAUUGGCUAACACCUAGCAUGGCACCAACAUCUGGAAUGCAUUACAUAUCCAUUACCAAUUCAGUAAUUCACACAUGGAUGUUACUUUCUGCACGAACAACUUCAACUCUGUCCUUCGCAAUUCAAAAUUCAUCAGCUUUUUCCAGAAGCUCUAUCAAUGUAGCUUGCUCAAGACCGUCUUACUCCAAAACAAAGAGUUUUAUGUCCCUGCAUAAUGUGAGUUUUCAUAGCCAGACAGCAAGACCCGGUCUGGUGGUAAAAGAUUGCUUCACAAGGGUCGAAAUAUCACAGUCAAAAUUUCAAUCCUAUGGAAUAAAGUUAGAUAGCGUAGAGGAAGUUAAAGUUAGAGUUUGUGUUUUUGCGAAUCUCCAAAAUACAACAUACCUUUAUGUUAGAAAUGUAUCAAGAACUAGCAUUCAUGGGAACAUUUUCCGACAUAACAUCAAUAGUAUAUCACUUAUACAGCUACACAAUUCUGUUUCAGUUUUGACAUCAAAUAUCUUCGAAAGGAAUUUAUUUGGCUACGGUAUAUUUGUUACAGGUAGCAUUAUUGAAAUUCAAGACCUAAAAUUUCAUGGAAACAUAGGGAUUACAGGAUUACUCAUUCACUCUAGUGUUGCCAGCAUAGAGUUCGCAGAAUUUACACGGAAUGAUGAUUUUAAAGGGAUUUACAUGCAAUUGUGCAAUAAGAUGACUCUUAGAAACAUUUCAUUUACCUAUACUAAAUUCAUCAGGGAAGCUCAGCUGAUAUCUAUUUAUAAAUGUAACAUUCAACUUUUUGGAAUAUCGUUCUCACAGAAUUCUGCAACCAAACCGUUACCAACUUAUGUCAACAUGUUUAUAACAACAUCAUUGAUGUUUCAGCAUAUUCAAUGGCAUUUAUCAAGAACGUCGGCGAGUUUAUUGGCAUUUCGAUAAGUUCCAGCCAAGUGAUGCUAAACGGUGUCCUAUUCUCAAAAAACAAGAUUCGAUUCCCAAUGGUUGUUACGGGUUGCGUAAAAUCGAAACUUUACAACGUUUUAUAUUCAUCAAAUGUUUUUACAAAACGGGCCUCAUAUAUCUCAAUUGAAUCCAGUCAAGUCUUUCUGCAAAACAUAUCAUUUCGUGACAACAACAUCUUAUCUCGAAGUCAAAAUAAUUCAGGCAUAAAAAUCAUAAGAAGUUUUUGCACCGUUGUGUCCCUUUUUAUAAAAAAUAAUCAUGGAAUCUUCGAUGCAAUUCAAUUUGAACAAAGCAUGGUACAUAUUGAAAAUGCGACCAUUCUCGACAACGAAAUAAAUGUAAUUAUAUAUUGACUUUUCGGAAAGUUUAAUUCCGUAAUUGAAUCAGUAACAGUAGCUAACAGCAAAUUUGUUAACGGGAUUCUAUUAACCGCUUUUCCAAAAAUACAAGUUAAUAACUUUAUUAUUAAGAACAGUACAGGAUAUAUAGGAAUUGGCAUACAAAACUGUACGGUUGACAUGUCCUCGGUGGCUAUGACGAGUACAAACCUAACAAGUGCUAUUUCCCUAGCGGACAGUAAAGCGGUAUUAACUAAUGUCAAUAUAAGUAAAAACAGUUUUGAUAUGACAGGAUUAAAGAUAGCAGACUGCAAUGGAACAAUCUCAUUUGUAAAAAUAGAUAACGUCAAAGGAGAUUUGAUUCUAAUUUCAACGCGUUACCCAGCUAUAUCCUUUAUUCGAAUGUGGUCUAUCUCUCUGCAACCAAUUGACAAUACAAAAAAUGCACUAACAGUCCUAAGUUCUCGCCAUCUUGGUAAACUAGAGAUAUUUGACGUUCAUAUAUCGCCAUUGACAGCACAAUAUGGUAGUUUAAUUGCUCUGUUGGAAUUAUUCGCAUUUAACAAUUAUUCAUCGAUACUAGACAAUAAAGAAACAAAUAUAAGCUUUUAUAUGAAAUGUCCAGUAAAUUACAAUCCUGUAAGAGAAAGAAGCAGGGUUUUUUUGAUGAAAUACCAGUAUUUCUGUCUCAAAUGCAAAAGAGGGUUGUAUUCUAUCCAAAAUGGAAGCAUCACAACUCAUUUAUACAUGAGUAAAUACAAACCAAUAAAAGAGAGCUCGAACGUUACUCUUGCAAAAUGUUACAACUGCCCAAGUGGUGGAGACUGCACGGAUGAUCUAGUAAGUAAGGAUAAUUUUUGGGGUCACGCUGAAGAUAACAAUAGAAUAUUAUUUUUGCCAUGUCCUGAGGGAUAUUGCUGCACCAAAGAUAAAACACCAUGUGCCUCUUACAACACGUGCACCAAAUAUAGAACUGGGACUUUAUGUGGUAACUGCAGAUCCGGGUAUUUUGCAGAUUUCUUCUCCAAUUCUUGUAUCAAAAGAGAGAAUUGCAAUCAAGUAACGCCAUUCUGGGUUCUUUUCCUUUGCCAUGGUUUUCUGUACACAAGCAUUAUUGCGUUUUUGGAUGACUUACCAGCAUGGGCAAAAAAGGCCUGGUCAUUUAUCCGGCAAAAAUCAUUUGUGGUCACAUCAAAACUGAAAAAUAUAUGUAUCAAGAGUCCUAAUAAUGAUUCAAUGCAGAUUCCUUUGCCCAUUGCAUAUUAUGUCAAUGCAAGGUGUCUUGAAACAACGAUUGGUGAAAAUAUAACUGAAGUUAUCGCUAAUAAUGACGUUGUUACUGAUGCAUGUUUAACCACCAUGGAAAGCAAUCAUUCCGCUGAAUGUAACUUGACUCACAAAAGUUCAAAAAAUAAAAGUCUAGAAGUUGUAAGAAAAUUGAAUGUUAGCCCAAUUGGGAAUUCGGUUGAUAAAAAAAAUAAUGGACAGAUUUCAGGUAUUAUCAGUGUAUUAAUUGCGUUCUAUCAAAUCAAAAAACUAAUCACGGUUAAAAUUGAUGUUCAAUUUAGAAAUUUGUACCACGAAAACUUCCUAACAUCAAUAUUAAACUUUGAACUUUUCGAAAUCGGUGCAAAACUUUGCCCGACCUUCAGCUUGGAUGACGUGCAGAAAAUUGCAAUAAGAAAUGGUUUAUUUCCUAUCUUACUACUUUUCAUAACAAUAACAACAUAUGGAGUUGCAUUGCUUGUUUUAACUUUCAAAAGUUGUUGGAAAGGUAUGUUGCUGAAAAGAAAGAAGUUAGGUUUACGAGUCAGUAUUUGUAUCAUAAGUAUCAUUUUAUGGAAUUACGUCAAUAUUGUCAUGUUGACACUCACAUUGAUCAACUGCAGACAGAUUACCAAUGAGAAAGUGUUGUAUAUCAAUGGUAAUAUGCAAUGUUUUGUUUGGUGGCAGUUUCUAUGUUUUAUUUUCUUAUCACUCUGGGUUAUACUGUUCUGUCCGUCCGCGUAUUUUGCGGUAAAACUGUUGCAUACCGGAUGUUUAAGUUUAGGCGAAUUUCAUCAAUGUUUCUUAAUACCUUUUCUGACACCGUUUUACUAUAAAAAGAGUAAAAUUAGAAAAACUGUAUAUUUAGAAAAAAAUGCAAGGGAUAACGUUCAAGCACUAGUAAAUUUGUUCGAGAAUCCUUUUCGUCAGAACAAAAAUGGAAAUGUAAUUAUUUGGGAAGUUUGGAGACUUAGUCAAAGAUUAUUGAUCGCAGUCUUUGCUGUAUUUUUCAUCAAUCCAUUAGAGCGUAUUAGUUACAUUGCUGGAAUUAUGUUGAUACUACAAGUUAUUCAUAUACGAGUAAAACCGUACAAAGAAAAGUUGGUCAAUUUGUUAGAGACAGCUUCCCUGACAUGUUUAUGUUUAUUGGUGACAAUGAACCUUCUUCGAGCGUAUUUGUUUGUGUACAACAUACCAAAUCAGGAGUCAAUGACAACAAUAUUGAGAGUGUUUUCAAUACUGGAGUUGAUUUUCUCGCCAGUUAUGAUGUUAUGUUUCUUCUAUGCUUUCAACUUUGUUAAAUUUUGUUUUGCACGUUUAAGAAAACUCUUUCACAAUUUCCUUAUGUAAGAAAGGGUAGAUAGAAGUAUAUUAAUUUACAAGGAAUGUUUGUUGAAGAAACUUUUUGCGGUUUAGCUUUACCGGAAUUUCUUUUUACAUUUUGCAGGAAAAUAUUUAGUUUCGACUAAUUCUGAACGAAAUUUUUAAUUCCAUUUCUAAUUGAAACAUUGUGUGGGAAACAACUUUGGCGGUUCACGACUGUCCUUACUUUUGCUAAAAUAAACUUUUGCGAUUUUUUUAAAAAUCGUAAAAGCCGCAAAAGUAUCUUCGACAAAUACUUUUUUAUUAAAAUUCAUUGUAGGAUAACAAGGGAAAGUCAAGUAAACAUAUAAAAAUAAUUCUGAAUAAUAAUGCAAUGCUAACAUUUUAGACGUUAACCUGCUUUAGUCCUAGACCCAAAUUUUAUCUGUUAAUGCACAGGAGAUCUGAUUCGAUCCAUUUGUUUCACGAUUCAUAUCGCAAAAGGCAUUCUGUUUUAAACCGAUUUCUCGCAUUAGUCUAUAGAAAGGUUUAUAGUUUUCACGCCGUUAUUUGUAUUUCUAUAGAAUGUAAUUUCUUCACUCUACCCAAGGCGUUGAUUUUCUGAUAAGCAGAAAAGCAAAAAAAGUUUCUCCUUUUUUACAUUUUUAUGUGAGCAGAUGGUGUCAAUUAUACAAUUCUUCACCAAAACAGUAUAAGCACCCCCUCCCCCCCAAAUUAGAGAAAAAGAGGCUGGGGAAGAAGUCGAUUUUGGUUGCUGUCUGUAGACCACUUUCCGCAUGUUGAAGUUGUUUUGAUUUGAUUUUGAGAACAAUGGGCAUGCGCGCACUUUUGUGUAGGUGAAAAAGCAGGACUCGCACAGGGUAAAAUGGUUAUUAAUAAAGAUUAAAGAUUUUUUUGAGUAGCAUAAGAUCCAAGAGGAACUGGAAUUAAAUUUAAACUAUAUUUUUUCUAAUUCUUCUUAAAAAACUAAUUCAUUAAUUUUGAGCGAAUAUUUCUUUUUUGGAUGGAUUUCUUUGAUUACUGUAGUCUGUUGUUCAUAUUUUCUGCCUACAGAAAUCCUCGCGCAUGUGCAAAAAACUUUUUAACUUUUGUAAACAUUGGCAAGUUAUCUAUUGUGCUUGUUAACUAUUUUAUUGCGUACAAAAUGUUUGCAUAAAUUAUGUUAAGAAAGAACGUUUAUAUCAAUGUAGGAAAUCUGAUGAUGGCUAAGCGAAAUAUCACCCAAA
Messenger RNA from Hydractinia symbiolongicarpus, 5850 nucleotides. RefSeq lists its product as uncharacterized. The transcript has 2 exons. Lineage: Eukaryota; Metazoa; Cnidaria; Hydrozoa; Anthoathecata; Hydractiniidae. Bases 2216 to 4651 code for a protein of 811 amino acids. The record is from RefSeq and is a predicted model, not a curated record.